This is a messenger RNA of Saccostrea echinata, 938 nucleotides long. Its product is annotated as adenylate kinase 2, mitochondrial-like. The record is from RefSeq and is a predicted model, not a curated record. NCBI's taxonomy places the organism in Eukaryota, Metazoa, Mollusca, Bivalvia, Ostreida, Ostreidae. The coding region runs from base 30 to 731 and encodes 233 amino acids. Gene Ontology annotation, biological process: ADP biosynthetic process. Gene Ontology annotation, cellular component: mitochondrion; cytoplasm. Gene Ontology annotation, molecular function: ATP binding; AMP kinase activity. The transcript is spliced from 5 exons.
CUUAUGUACUUCCGUUUGAAAGUGGACAGAUGCCUCCCGUGUCAGGAAAAGUAAACGCCGUAUUAUUAGGGCCACCUGGCUCUGGAAAAGGCACCCAGGCACCAAAGCUGGUAGAUGAAUACAAAGUAUGCCACCUUUCAACAGGGGAUAUGCUUCGUGCAGCCAUUUCUUCUGGAUCAGACCUUGGGAAGAGGGUCAAGGGGGUGAUGGACAAGGGUCAGUUAGUGAGUGAUGAUCUUGUGAUUGAAAUGAUUGACAAGAACCUAGAUAAACCAGAGUGUGCCAAAGGCUUUUUGCUGGAUGGAUUUCCUCGAACAAUUAAGCAGGCAGAGGCACUCGAUAAUCUGCUGGAGCAGAGAAAAUCAAAGCUGACUGCUUGUGUAGAAUUUAAAAUUGACGAUUCUUUACUGGUGCGGCGCAUCACUGGACGUCUAAUUCAUCCACCCAGUGGAAGGUCAUAUCAUGUUGAAUUUAAUCCACCCAAAGUACCAAUGAAGGAUGAUCUCACAGGAGAAGCUCUUAUCAGGAGAUCAGAUGACAAUGAAAAUGCAUUGAAAAAGCGCCUUGAGUCCUACCACAAACAAACUAGCCCUCUCGUCGAUUACUACAGCAAGAAAGGAAUACACACUGCCGUGGAUGCCAAGCAACCUCCUAGUGUUGUGUUUGCUGCCAUCCAGGCAGCCUUCUCAGGGAAAGCACAAGAUAAAUUACGACUUCAUGGACAAGGAUAAUAGUUCAAAAAUUAGAUUUUAAAUUUUUGUAAUGACAAUAUUUAGGAAUUUCUAGAAAUGGACUUUUAAAAUUUACCUUUGAUCCUCAUUUAUUUCAAAGCAAAUUCAUUUUGAUCAUGUCAAUGGUGAGUUGAUUUCACUUUCCUAUAAUUUUGUGAUACCAUAUCAUCUUUGUUAAUUUUCCAGGUUUUACUUAAUAUGUAUGUA